CUCACUUCCCCCUUUCGGCAGACACGUCUUCAUGAACUUACUUUCACUUCAUAAACCUGUUGGUGCGAGCCUGUCAAGAUGUUGGUUUGAUUAGAGUGGUUGCACUCAUGUUGACCGAGGAGGAAUCAUUUCCACUCGAUGUUCAUAGCAUCACAGUGGAUGUAAACUCGUCCAACAUGUCUGUGGAGGCGGCUGUGAGGCCCGAGCAGGGCCCGGUGGAGUACCGCAUCUCAGGCCUGAUUUUCUACUGCGUCGUCUUCGUCAUAGGAGUCGUAGUCAAUGUCACUGCUUUAUGGGUGUUUGCCCUGACCACCAAGAAGAGGAACUCAGUCACUGUCUACAUGAUAAACGUGGCAAUAGUGGACCUCACCUUCAUCCUGCUGCUUCCUUUCAGGAUGGUUUACCACCACCAGGACCACUGGCCCUUUGGAGACCUCUUUUGCCGCAUAAGCGCCGCUCUCACCAUCUUCUACCCCUGCAUGGCCCUGUGGCUGUUUGCCCUGAUCAGCGCCGACCGCUACAUGGCCAUAGUCCAGCCGAAGCACGGCAAGGAGCUGAGGAACGUCCCGAAGGCCGUGGUGGCCAGCUUGGGCGUGUGGCUCAUGACCUUAGGCAGCACUGUGCCCCUGAUCUUCUCGGAUAAGGACCCCGACCGCAUCUCCAACUUCACCACGUGCAUCAAGAUGCAGGACAUCAUCUACAUGCGCCACGACAACCUCGUCAACUUCGUGCGGCUGAUUUUUUUCUUCCUCGUCCCCAUAUGCAUGAUGAUCGGCUGCUACUACGUCAUCGUGGACAAUCUGAUCCACGGACGCACCUCCAAGCUCAAACCCAAAGUGAAGCAGAAGUCCAUCCGGAUUAUCAUCACGCUCAUCGUCCAGGUGCUGGUGUGCUUUGUGCCUUUUCAUAUUUGCCUGGUGCUGCGUUUGGUGGGGAGAAGCGAAGACGGGGGGUAUAACACCGGGGCAGUCUUCACCACUUACCUCAUGAACCUAAGCACAGUGUUGGACAUCAUCCUCUAUUACAUCGUCUCCAAGCAGUUCCAGGACCGCGUGAUCAGCGUGAUCCUGUACAGGAACUAUCUGCGAAGCGUGAGGCGAAAGAGCAGGCACACUCACACGGGCAGCGUCAGGUCAAUGAGCAACCUGACCAGCGCCAUGAUAUGAAACAACUGUGAUACUGUGCGCGCUCUGGCAACACAGAAUGCUUUCGCUGUGUACGCGGCUGAUUAUCAAAAGGAUCAAAACUUGCAAUUAAUUUUCCAAGGAGUAAUUUACACUCACAGUAUGGGAGUGCUGCUGUUGUGGCAAAAACAUCUGUGUUCAGAGCUGAUUGAUUCACCCAUGAGACUUGAGAUGUUUUUUUGUUUUUUUUUUCUUUUUUUUCUCUGGUAGACAGAGCACGGGUGGCUCAGGUGUGUUACAGGCAGGUGAAAAUAAUGCUCAUCAACAUUUACUGGCAAAGCGCUGCCCACGGUACCUUGGUUUUGUUGUGCACAAACACUGAAACUGUUCUCACGCAUCUCGCUAUAUCAGCCAAGAACUAUAAAGACCCUGAAAGCCUCCGCGGGGAGGAAACAUACAGGAAACAAUGGUGGGUUUCUCAAAGGUUACAGCUUUCGUCUGGCCACUGUGUCUUUUUUGUCUUUUUCUUUUUUUUUCUUCUCUGCCUCCGCGGCUCUACAGAGGAGGAGCGAUCAAACGAGAGCGUGAUGUCACCCGUGCGAGGUGCAAAUGGAGUCUGACUGGUUUAAUUUUAUAUUUGUGGCGUUUUAGUCACUCGAUACGGGAUAUAAUUAGAGCCCACGGCACAAGUUGCUGUUGUAAAUUCAUUGACCAGUUGAUGGCAGCAUGGCACAGCUAGAUCCCCACCUACCUGCAACAGUGAGCCCAUCUUUACUUUUGUGAAGUUAACACUGAAAGCUGUUAUUUUCAAACUAAAAUGCUCCUUUAACAAUUUCCUUCUGCUGCUCUUAUUCAUUACAGCUGGCUUAAAAGAAAACAAACAAACAAAAAAAAAACGUUUCAGUUGUCAUUUCUUUGAAACAAUCCCUUCACCUCGUCACGCGGGGCGGUUAACAACAGUCGUAACAGCCUCUUCGAGCGAGAAUCCGACCAAAGUGUGUUUACAGUGCAAUGCGAAUAGUAUUGAUUAGAUGUUAAAUGAUUCAGUCGCUCGGAGUGCAUUUACAGUAACGCACUCCAGAGAUGUCAGGGAGGCUAUUUGCGAGAUUUAAAGCCGCCUUAACCUUAAAAGAGAAAACCUUUUCUGCACUUCGGUGUCAGGUCUCCGUUACGAGCGCGGGCGCCGAGCUGCAAAUUUAUUCGCCGUUUGCGCAACAAAAAUGACGGACGAGUAACCGAAUGUGUGACAGCUCUGUGCCUGUGACGAGGAUGUAAAAAAAGAACAAAAAAAAAACUCAUGUUUGAAUGAUUGUGAUAGGCCCGCUGCACACGCAUCACCCAAGAGUUUGAUGGUGCUAAUUGUAAAAGAAAACUCGAGUCACCACAAAAGUCUGAAGUGCAUUAGAUGGUGAGGCGGUGUCAGUGGGUAGUGUCUAUGUAGCGUCUCUUUCAACUAGACAGUCAAAGCCCUCUAAGAUGUAACCACAUGGAACAUAACAAUUCUCAGAACACUUAUCAUAUGGCUGAUCAGUCGCUAACGCAGACUGUGGCCCUCGCCGCACGCUGCAGGAAGAUGGACUUAACUAAAGGGAGGUUUAAAGAGACACACAAGCACCCUCGCUCUUGUGACUCCGUUGUAAAGGGAUACGCUGCACCCGGAGUCCAUAUGGCGCUCGGCUGACUCGAAGAAGCGGCCCGCGCGAUACAGACGGGGUAGAUUUACACUGUGUUAAAUACAAGAAGUCAGAGUACAAGAUUUUCAUCUCACAGAGAAUUCUGGGAAGUGCAGUUCAUCAUACGGUGAAAGGUUUAUUGGCCUGCGGAAUACGAGUGGAUUUAUAGCCGCGGGGGUCAGAGGUCAAAUGAAACAUCAGAGGGUCGUCUAUCUGUCCCACCUGUUAGGCAUCAAAGAAAAACCCAGCCACACCGCUCACAGCAACUGGCAUUUAAAACAAUUAAGUUUCCUGUCAAGUCCCUGUGAUGAAUUAUCCGGAAGCUUUACCCGCUGUAAUUCUAAAUCUUCCCAACAAGUGCCUUUGUUGUAGAGAAAUUAAUGAAAACAAGAUUGUCUUUCAUAGGAGCUGAUCUAACAGCGCGACAGCCAGCUGCUCUUCUUUGGGAAUAAAAACAGUCAGCAUUAAACACAGCUCACAUAGAAUACUUUUUUUUUUUUUCCUUUUUUUUUUCCACCACUCGUGUGGAAAACAAAUCAGGCGGCAGGCGCACUGGCCAUCUGUUUUGUUAUUUGAUAUGUGUGAAUACAUGUUGUAAUGACUUUGUUUGUGAAUCACUCUGCGCGGCAGAACACACGAGAGCUCUCGAAGUGCUGGAGUGUUCAAAGCUAAUCAUAUAAUUGGACACAAUAGUCGAUGACAAAUGGAGACGCUCGGAGCCAGCCAGCUGGGGAAGUGAAUAUGUAAUCAUUGUAAAAUCAUAUCAUUUUUGCAUAUUUGAAGACAGCUUAAUAGAGUUUGCGUGUCAGCACACCACCAAAUGAUGAUCAGAGACAGCGUCGCUGUAUUUGUUUUCCAAGCCGCGCUUUGUUGGACUAUUUAUCUUUGCGAUUAAAAGGGUUUCUCGAGA
Messenger RNA from Mugil cephalus (flathead mullet), 3707 nucleotides. It is a transcript of the gene gpr18, whose product is annotated as G protein-coupled receptor 18. Gene Ontology annotation, biological process: phospholipase C-activating G protein-coupled receptor signaling pathway; positive regulation of Rho protein signal transduction. The record is from RefSeq and is a predicted model, not a curated record. The transcript has 3 exons. Gene Ontology annotation, molecular function: G protein-coupled receptor activity. The coding region runs from base 108 to 1166 and encodes 352 amino acids. NCBI's taxonomy places the organism in Eukaryota, Metazoa, Chordata, Actinopteri, Mugiliformes, Mugilidae. Gene Ontology annotation, cellular component: membrane.